AUGAAUUUGGGAGUGGAUGCUCGCUUCCCUCUGGAUGUCUCCUUUGAUAUCCUACGACGUGUGUUGGACGAGGAGAGUCUUGUCCUGGCACAGCUUGCAUACAUUGUGGGGCACCUGCAUGACCCGAUCCUUCAGAGCUGUGGUCAUGGGAAUGUGGCCACAGGACCACGGCGUAGUCAUGGAAAUAAUGAAAGCAACGCUGUUGGAACGAAACAACAACCUGCUAUUUUACGGUUUGCGCAGUACUGGGAAUUGUUCGCCAACAUUGCCACCUUACAUGGCGCUCAAAGCACCAUUGUGGGAAAACUGGAGGAAGUUGUUAAUAACAGAACGCAUUUCCUCGAUCAACAACGAGAACAAAAAAAAGAAGUAAAAUCCGGCCUUGGUGCUGCAGGGAACGUUCAAAUGAGGUCGUCAUCUUCAUCAUCGGACGGUGGGACAGACGAGGGCAUGCGUGGUCCGCAGAGUAUCUCGGAGUUGUUUUGCUCCGCGGCGAUGCGACACUACAUAGCGGAGCACAUGAUGUACAGUCUAAACUACAGUCGUAACAUUGCUCCACGUGUGAUGGAAUUAUGGAGGCUUUGGCGUUGUCGUUGCGGUAAAAACACCAGCGCCCACCUCAGUGCUCGAGAAAGGCAAGAAUUGGAGAGUUACAUGGGGUUUUUGUAUUUUCUAUGGCAUGCCUUUGGCGGCGAAGAUGGUGUGCCGGACGACCCGCGUGUGAUAUUCACACGACUUCCUGAAACCCUUCUUGUGAAAUCACAAAAGCCAAAAAAAGAUCGUACCGGCCAUAACACUGCCGUCGUCCCUGUCAAAAUGCCAGAUGCUCCAUCGAUCCCACCCAACUGGAGAGGGUUUGAAACGCUGCUCGUUCUUUUGGCAACUCCGCUUGCGUCGCUUCGUCGAUACAUGCAUGUGGCGCGCUGUAUUAUCGAGUCUCAGUCCCUCCCCAUUCUUGUGCGUCAACGUCUGCAGGUAGACUUUGUUGAUUUGUUGGUGCUUCGUCUAGCCGAAGAGCACAGCAUUGUUUUUGACGAGUUGGCGAAACAAGACAUUUCUCACAUCAUGGCGCUCAUUGACGAGGUGUCAUCCCCGGCACCAUCGGAAGCACACGAAAAGAAAUUUCCCCGUAUUCGUUUGGACGAGGACGGUAGCCGCACACUUGUGCAUUACGGUCGUCUCAUUAAGCGAUUUCGUCGUGGUCGCCAUGAACGACUGGUGUUCCUCUUUAGUGACUGGCUCUGUUAUGUGGAGGAGCAGACGAAUGGACGCAUGCGGCUGCGUGCGUCCAUCUCUCUUGAGUCGCUGCGGGUUGUCGAGCUUGACGACACCGCGGAAGUUGUGAAUGGCUUUGAUAUUGUGACAAAAGAUAUGCGUCUCACGUUCUUCGCCCCGACGUUGGAACAGAAGCGGCAGUGGGUGGACGCGUUGCGCAACACGACCGAGGCGUACAAAGUGAAGGUGCAACAACUGGCAUCCCCGCGGCGUCAAGAUAUUUCACGGCAGCAGCAGCAGCAGCAACAACAACAAAAUAAAAGUUUGGGUCAUCUCGCGUGUCAGACACGUGUGACGGCCCUGCCCUUGUCGCAUAACUCACGUCUUCGCCGGCAGCAACGGGCGGAUCAUGCACUCCAGCGGCGUCUGGAGCGGCGUUCCACGGCGGAGUUAGCCACCACCAAGUCUUUAGUGGCAGACGAAAUCCCUGCGCCUGUGAUGGGGAGUGACGCAGCGAGAAAGCAGCCGGCGCUGUCAUUUCGACCGCUACAUGGCAAUUUUGAUGUCACUUAUUGGGCGCAACAGUCGACAGAGACGGUGCACAAACGUGUUCGCAGCUCGGAUCUUCUCCGUUCGUCCUGGGCGCUACAAUCCCCGCACGAUCCAAAUGCCUGCGAGCCGAAGGCUGUUGCCCCUGGUAUGGACCCCCUCAAUCAUGGCAAGAACUCUACUACCACGGCCGCUGCUGACUCUUCUGUCCACAGUGCGGAUGCUCCAGCGUCUGCGGGAUAUUCUCCCACGAGCCCGCGGGUGCCGCCUCGAGCGGUGCUUUCUCGGCUGCUUUCGGAACGUUUUCAAGAGCCUUCCUUGCCUCCUCUGUAUAGUGGUGGCAAUGCCAACUCGCCUUUACCAGAGAACGUGUCUGAGAAUGAAGGGAGAGAGGAGCCAGACUCGCUAUAUGCGACAUUACUCUCUUGUGUUGCCACAACUGAGGUUUAUAAAUACAGUUUUGCUGCGGAAGAAGAUGAGGUGGUGCUUGAGAACGAUGAGUGGGUGCCUACAUGUGACGAAACGCCGGAUGCAAUAAGACCGGAGGGUCCGGCUGUCCACAUUUCUCUAAAACAUCUUGUGGGAGAAACAGAUAGUGAUCAUGGUAGCAAUAGCCCGAGCCAUUGUAGUCACUUCGAAGAAGAGGAAGAGGAAGAGGAAGAAGAGGAAGAAGAAGCGAUGUGGAGUCCGCGUUAA
Molecule: messenger RNA, 2460 nt
Organism: Trypanosoma cruzi
Lineage: Eukaryota; Euglenozoa; Kinetoplastea; Trypanosomatida; Trypanosomatidae
Exons: 1
Coding region: 1-2460 (819 amino acids)
Source: RefSeq, a predicted model, not a curated record